Molecule: messenger RNA, 3502 nt
Organism: Rhodofomes roseus
Lineage: Eukaryota; Fungi; Basidiomycota; Agaricomycetes; Polyporales; Fomitopsidaceae
Exons: 9
Biological process (GO): protein phosphorylation
Molecular function (GO): ATP binding; protein kinase activity
Source: RefSeq, a predicted model, not a curated record
AGACAGUGGCAAAGCUCUGAGUAAGUUGACGGACGAUAUACCAAACAUGUGUCGUGCAUUAUACUCGUCUCAUUAAAAAUUGCAAGAGAUGUAUGAGAGACCCACAAGCUGGAGCGUCAGCGCAGUUUAAUCGCAAAUGUUGGUGUGGCAAGUCCGGCGACGGUUUGAAGUUUCGCGCCGAGUAACGCGCACGUGCCGAGAGCGUGACCGUGGCUACGCGUGACCGGAAGCGCCGGAGUGUGGCGCCCUGUUUAUACGUCUUUGGCUGCUGUUUCUUGUUCCAAACCAUCCCGGCGUCAGCGACGACGACGACGACAUUCGACACGACGACGAACCCUUGCUCCUGGCCACCUGCUGCCACGCGCGACUCAUUCCUGGUGUUAGUCUGGCUCUCAACGUGGCUCUCGGGCAACCCUAAUUCCAAGUCAAGUUCGACUCGUCGUAACCCGCGGGUAUGGCCCAACGGCAGCGCGUACAUCACAGAGUGACUUCCGUGCCAGAGGCCGCUCAUCUUGUUCGCAAGAACCUCAAGACGCGACGCGCUAUUACUUCUCGCAGACGCAUCACCUACGCCAACCCUUAUAUCUCCCCCAGCUCCAGUUCUCACAGUCGAGGCCCAUCCAGCUCGCCUCCCCAAUCUCAGCGCCAAGUGUUGAUCCCGUUACAGUUCAAUCUGCGCAGGUUGCCUUCGCGCUCGUUCGGCGAGAAGGACAGUAUGCGCCAUGAGAUUGACACUUAUCACCGUACUCUUGUCGGGACGAAGCGGAAACGCGCCGUGAGCGGGGCUGAGAACACAGCCAGCGGACGAAUUUUGCGCGGCAGUAGGGUUAAACGGCGUAAAGCUACACACGACUCAAGCGACGAUGAAGUCACCAGCGGUAUGGACGUGGACGAUCAGUCUCGUUGGGAAGCUUCGGACAACUCCGAGGAUGAACAGGACGCGGAUUCAUCCGACAAUUUUCUUAUCAACGAGGCCCACCCUCGGCAACUUCUGCGUCUGCGUAAAGAUGAACUUGUUCGUCUCUACACUGCUGCUGGCCUCUCGGACGAUGCGGAGCUCCUAACGAAGCCUGAAAUUGUCGACUGUAUCAUUGCCGCCCGUGAUGACGUUGCGGAGCUACCACCUUCCUCACCUCCCACCGCUAUCGACAGUGGUUCUAGCGAUUAUUCUUCCGAUGGUGGGAACGUUGCCGGAGGGGAGGAGACAGAUUUUACUGGUCGUACACGACAUGGACUCAGGAGGCGGGCGACCAUGGCCGACCUCAGCCACAGCUCGCGAGCACGGCCCUCGGAUAGAUGUCUUUCAUUGGGUCAGAUUGACCCCGACGCUUACGCUGCGAAACGCUCCAAGUACAGUGGUAUCGUUGGCACCAUACGUACUGGAGGCCCUUCGACUCGGAGGCGAGGGAUGAGCAAUGCUAGCUCAAUCCGAUCUUCUCCUACUUCGUCGGCCGCUGCAUCCCUUCCAUCACCACCCGUUACGCGGUUGCGUAGUCGCAAGUCGUCGAACGAGGAGAAGUCGCCCACGCCUUCAUCUUCGUCUAGCCAUGGCAAAGGCAAGGGCAAGGGCAAGCAGGUGGGGUUCAGCGAGGAUGUGCAAGUCAGCGGGACGACUGCACUUGAGGACGAGAGCGAUCUGACCGACUUGACCGAGAUCGAGGAGUCUAUCGCUGCUACGUCGCCGAGCCCACGGCGCUUGCGAAGCAAGGGGGAGAGGACAAAAGUGGUGAGCCGCAAGGGAAAGGAGAGGGCGGACGACGAUGCUCCCGAUGCCAGCAAAAGGGUCACGCCUAUGCGGAGGGCAAAACAAAACGUUGGUUCGUUGGCCGAGCGUGACGACGAAGAUGAGGAGGAUCAGGACCAGCUAGAGAGUGAUGUUGAACAGGAGGAGGAAGACCAACUAGCGUCGCCAUCACCGUUAUCAACACCUCAAGCUAACGUUAAGCGGACUCCUGUAAAGCGGCGCCUACGACCACGGCGGAUCCAGACGCAUACACCACCUAGCGAUGGUGAUGACGAGCAGAGCGCGGAUGAGGAUGUAGAGGAGAGUAUCGACGGCGAGCAAGAGGGCAGUGAGGACGACGAGAGUACCGUUGCGGGUGACCAGUCGGUUGAGGAGGAGCCUCCUGUCGAAGCCCGUGUCCUGCGCAGCGGCAAGGUGGUCGGCGAGGAAGACGAGGAGUCUAUCGGUGAUGAAGAUGAGGACGACGAAGACGACGAAGAGGAUGAGGACUAUCAUGACUCAUCCGCGGAAAUCGACAUCGAUGCAGAGGGCGAAGUUGAAGAGGGUGAGGAGAACGCAGAGCCGAUAGAUGAUGACAUCUCAGUUGAUCUCACUAUCGCGACCACGAAGACGCUCGUUCGCCUUCGACGCGAUGACCUCGUACGGCUGUGCGAGACUCGCGAUAUCGAGGCGACUGGUACCAAGCCACAGCUUGCCGAGGCGCUUCUGCAAUGGCGAGAGAGGCACUAUAGCUCGCCAUCAUCGACGCGCACUGUACGACCACCCUCCACCACGAGACCUCGUGCAAAUGGCAAACGCAAAAGCAAGAGCGCAAGCCAGACGCCGCCCGUGCUUGAUCGCUCGGACCGUGUCCACCUCGAUGAGCCUCGGACGCCGCCUGUUUCUGAGCGGACGAAGGCCAACGAGCCAGAGUUGGAGCUCGAUCUCGAAAGCUUGGGGUUGGAGGAUAGGGAGAUCCCUCCAGACAAGUUGACGAAGCUCGAGAAGAUCGGUAGCGGUGGUUUCAAGGAUGUUUUCAUCGGCAAGUUCAAGGGCCGCAGGGUCGCCAUCGCUGAAUUCCGUGGGCAACUGAGUGAGAUGGACAUCAAGGAGCUGAAGCUACUGGGCGAUUUUGACCAUCCGAACAUCGUCAAAUUCCUCGGUGUGAGCAUUCCGGAGAACACGAAGGAAACUCCUGUCAUGAUCGUCAGCGAGCUUUGCUCCAAUGGUGAUCUGUUCGACUACGUCCGCAACGUCAAUCCUCCUUCAUUGUAUAGAGUACUCUCUAUCAUGCUCGAUAUCGCUCAAGGGCUGGAGUAUCUACAUACCAGGAAGCCGUCGAUCAUCCAUAGAGACUGCAAAUCGUCGAACAUCCUUAUCACCUCCAAGGGUAUCGCCAAGAUCACGGACUUCGGGUUGGCCAAGGUCAAGCAGUCCACCCGGUCAAUGGUUCGCAGUCUAGUCGGGACAGUCAAUUGGCAAGCCCCCGAGCUCUGGCACCCGCAUCCGAAGUACAACCACAAGGUUGACGUCUUCUCUUGCGCGAUGGUGUACUGGGAGAUGCUCCAGUGGCAUGUACCGAACAAGAAGUUCCCUUGGGAGGGUAUGAAUGAACAUGCCAUCUAUGAUAUCGUAGGCCAUAAGCGACAAAGGCCUUCUAUCAGCGGUUUGCGAAAACAUUGGUGCCCUGAGAUUGUCGAUCUUAUGGAGCGGAUGUGGGCUCACGAACCCAACGAGCGUCCGACGAUGACGCAAGUUGUUGAGGAGCUGGAAGAACUC